AUGUUCUAUGCUUCCGCUCCAAGCCAACGCAAUCAUCACGACCGCCUCUCGCAAACAGUCACCCAUCCACUAAGUCGCGUAAUUCUCCCGCUGAUUUCACUAGGUAGUCGCGUUCGCUUUGCCUUUCCGCGGCCUAUAUUAACUUUGGUUUCCGUUCCGCCACCACCGCCGCAUCCGCGCAACGGCAGCGGCAGCACCAGCACCACUACCAGCAUGGACCCGCUGGGCUACUGGCUGCUGCUGGUGGCGUUUGCCCGUCUCUCCUCCGUCUACUUUGGAUACUUCAACCUCUGGGCGCUGCAGGUCGCUGUCUACUCCAAACGCACCAUGUCUGACGUGCACGGUCGCACCUUUGCUGUCUGGACAGCUGUCACCUGCACGCUCUGCAUCCUCUGUGCGCUGCAUCUGGACAGCCGCCCGCUCUACCUCGCCACGCUGGCGUCCUUCGUCUUCGCCCUCCUGCACUUUCUGAUCGAGCUGCUCGUCUACAAGACCAUGACAGUCAAGAACUUUGCUGCACCAUGCUUCUUCGCUUCUGUGUCCACAGUGUGGAUGUUUAUGGAGUUGGGCAGCGCGGUAGGGGAGGAAACCCCACGUUCGGGGGAACGAGUUGGUACAAUUGGAAGGACGAACCGGUGUGGUUCAAGGGACGACAGCAACGUGUGUGCAAUCUGCCACGAGGGCAUCAUUCUUCAAGAGACGGGUUUCAUCAAGGGAUGCGAUCACUCAUACUGCAUCAACUGCAUUCUUCAAUGGGCUUCGUACAAGACCCAUCCGUGGUGUCCCCAGUGUCGCUUGCCAUUUUCAUCGCUUUACCUGUACAAAACUCUGGAUGGAAGCGUGAGUGAUUUUAUGCUUGAAGAAUCAGUGUGCUUGCUUCUCCGUGCUCCAUGGUACACUCCUGUGGAAUUCGAAUACCAAAAUGAGAUAGAGCACCCACCAGAGCUGGAUGCCUAUGAAGAAAACGAGGAAGAAGACUAUUAUGCUAACACUCUGCGCAUAGGCAACAGGCGAUGGGGUGAGAAUGGCUAUGUCCGCCGGGGUCGCAUAGAGGCACGCCCUGCCCCUGGCCGCUCAUCCGGUGCAGCUCAGAAGGGUCAGAAUUCCAAGGAGGGAGUUUUGGGCCGAAGGGCAAGGCGAGCUCAGAAGAGGACCAUGGCUGAUGCGGGACCUUCUGGCUCAGGCAGCCGCUAA
Closterium sp. NIES-65 is the source of this 1194-nucleotide messenger RNA. The record is from the annotation of a GenBank genome assembly. NCBI's taxonomy places the organism in Eukaryota, Viridiplantae, Streptophyta, Zygnematophyceae, Desmidiales, Closteriaceae.